Ctenocephalides felis (cat flea) is the source of this 489-nucleotide messenger RNA. RefSeq lists its product as uncharacterized. The record is from RefSeq and is a predicted model, not a curated record. The transcript is spliced from 3 exons. The coding region runs from base 1 to 471 and encodes 156 amino acids. Lineage: Eukaryota; Metazoa; Arthropoda; Insecta; Siphonaptera; Pulicidae.
AUGUCUGAAGACGACACUCGAUCUCACAUAGGCGUCGACACAGAAUAUGAACAUGAAUGGACUAAAGAUUCCGGUGGAGGAAAAAUUCGUAGCGCAUUUCACUUGGCUAUUACCACAUUAUCAUUUCUUGCAUUUGGUGGAUAUUUGCUGUGUAUGAUUGUACAAGCAGUGAAGAAUAAAGGCAUGUAUUAUCCAAUGCAACCUCAAACGACCCAAGCCCCGAUGUUUUUAUCGUUUCCUCCGAAAAGAGGACCGCAAAUUGCAAGUUACGGAAGGAAAAGGAGGAGCCAGAAUGGAGGGCCGUCGUAUUCAUCUAUUCACAUACAAAGUGAUGAAUUUACUUUGAAAAACGAUACUGGAAAUUUGUAUUACGAGCCGAUGUUCCAGGGAGGUAUACUAGCUAAUCAGUACGAAAUGUAUAAUGCACUAAUAAUGCUGUCUGAAGGGUUUGCAAAACACUCUGUUAUUUAAAUAUGGAUAUAUUAUAUG